AUGGGCCUCUUCUCUCGCAAGACCCCGGCGACGGGGCACCAUCACCACGCCGACGCUCCGGUAGACGGCGUCACGAACGGCCAUGCUGCUGGUAGUAGCGGUCGGCGCUGGAACCGCAGCCGUCGCGAGCGCCGCGUCCACGAACCGUACUCGAUGGCCCGGCGGCCAACGUUUGGGCAGUGGCUCAAGCACACGUGGCUCGACAUCCUCACCAUGGUCAUCAUGGGCGCCAUCGGCCUCGGUGUCUACGAGGCCAGGCCUGCGCCCUCGCGCUCCUUCGCCAUCACCUUCUCCGACGGCGAGGUCGUGUACCCCGAGUUCGCGUACCCGAUGCGCAAAGAGAUCGUACCCAUCUGGGCCGCCGCGCUGCUCGCCGCCUUGGUACCCAUCGCCGUCAUCCUGCUGAUGCAGAUCCGCGUGCGCUCCUUCUGGGACGUCAACAACGGCGUCAUCGGCCUGCUCUACGGGCUCAUCUGCGCCGCCGUCUUCCAGGUCUUCGUCAAGUGGCUCAUCGGCGGCCUGCGCCCUCACUUCCUCGUCGUGUGCAAGCCCGACAUCAGCAAGAUUGCCAACUCGGCCGACAACCUCAGCUUCAAGGGCUUUCGCCAGCUGUACUUUGACCGCGAGGUGUGCACCGGCGAUGAGAGUGAGAUUAAUGACAGUCUGGAGUCGAUGCCCAGUGGGCAUACGACGGCGGCGUUUGCGGGCUUCGUGUACCUGUAUCUGUACCUCAACGCCAAGCUCAAGGUCUUUUCCGACUACCACCCAGCGAUGUGGAAGCUCGUGGCUAUAUAUGCGCCGAUCUUGGGCGCGGUGCUCAUCGGCGGCGCGCUGACUAUUGACGAGUACCACAACUGGUAUGACAUCCUGGCGGGUGCCGUCAUUGGGACUGUCUUUGCCUUUUCGGCGUACCGCAUGACGUACGCUGCUGUCUGGGACUGGCGCUUUAACCAUAUCCCGCUCAACCGUGGCGCAGGGUUCAGCUAUGGAGGUGGUGCGGACGAGCUGGCAAAUGCGGUGUUUACGCGCCGCGCGGGCUGGGGAGCUAGAGGAGGCAUCGCUGGUGGUGCGCUGGGCGCUGAGAAGGGUUUCGGCGGACAUAACCAUCAUCAUCAUCAUGGCGCAGAGGGGACCGUCGCGGACGGGCCCCUGCACCACGACCGCCACCAUAACCACGCGUCGCCUUCCAUCCCGAGGAGGGCCGUCGGAGGCGGGCGACAUCCCGACGAGAUGGUUUAG
Purpureocillium lilacinum is the source of this 1239-nucleotide messenger RNA. RefSeq lists its product as uncharacterized. Gene Ontology annotation, molecular function: phosphatidate phosphatase activity. Lineage: Eukaryota; Fungi; Ascomycota; Sordariomycetes; Hypocreales; Ophiocordycipitaceae. Gene Ontology annotation, biological process: phospholipid metabolic process. The record is from RefSeq and is a predicted model, not a curated record.